GGAACGCACCCCUGAACCAUGUGUCACGUUUCCAUAGUCACGUCACAUCGCCUCCACCAUGUUGUAGGAAAUCCACCGCUGCUCCUCACUCACUGUCAGAUUAGAGUUUAAUCCGAGGGGGAGGAUACACUGUCAAGACGCUGUCUGCAUCUUGGAAGGACUCUCGGUGUUUAUGCAUACAAAGUAACCGCGACUUUGCGUGAGACUGUAAUUUUUUUUUACAAUAAACGGCCUGCACGUAGAAGAUGAAACACCAGUCUUCCGCUGCUGUCUUUGCCUGUCCGCCGACUUACCAAAACGUUAAGAUGUUAGCUGGCUAACUAGCUGAAAAAGAGUAACUAAAUCGGAUUAGCUGCUAACGGCAGCCUCCCUCUACGUAAUAUCCAGGUAUUAUUUGCUGUAAUUGACAACUAUUAGCAAGCGGUCGCCUUUGUUCAUUUGUCAUUAUUUAAUACAUUUCUUUAUUCUUUGUCAACAUUACCACUUUGUGCUGUCAUUAUUCGCUAGCAUUAAUGUUUCUGCGAGCUAGCUAGGUUAUUAGCCAGCCGAAACACAAGAAGAGCUGAAGCUCUUUCGCUAGCUAAUCUACUGUUUGUUGGGAAGAGCAAAUAUUAGUGCCUCCGACCACAACCGAAAGUCAAGACGGAGCUGACGGCCAGGCUGAUUUGCUAGCUUGUCUUCGGGCCAGCUGGCGAGAGAGCUGUACAAGAUUUUAUCCCCCGAAAUUAGCCUUCAGACGAAUCAAAGAUGUCAGGAAAGGAUAAAGACAAAGACAAACAGGAGAAACAGUCCACAACGGAGCGGCUGAUAAAAGCUGUGCCAUACCCUCCACAACAUAAGCUAACUGUGAAGGAACUAUUUGAAGAUGGCAAGCCCAACGCUGAGCUGCUCCGCAACCACCUCGUCAAAGAGGGCAGGGUGGAAGAGGACGUUGCUCUAAGGAUCAUCAACGAUGGGGCCAACAUCCUCCGCCAAGAGAAGUGCAUGCUGGAAGUGGAGGCACCCAUAACAGUAUGUGGUGAUGUCCAUGGACAAUUCUUUGACCUUAUGAAGUUGUUUGAAGUGGGGGGAUCACCCAGUAACACACGCUAUCUCUUCCUCGGUGACUAUGUAGAUCGAGGAUACUUCAGUAUUGAGUGUGUUCUCUACCUCUGGUCGCUCAAGAUCAACCACCCCACCACACUCUUCCUCCUGCGUGGGAACCACGAGUGCCGACACCUCACAGAGUACUUCACCUUCAAACAGGAAUGUAAAAUUAAAUACUCUGAACGGGUGUAUGACGCCUGUAUGGAGGCCUUUGACUGCCUGCCCCUUGCUGCCCUGCUCAACCAACAGUUCCUAUGUGUACACGGCGGUCUUUCACCAGAAAUCAACUGCCUAGACGACAUAAGGAAAUUAGACAGGUUUAAAGAGCCUCCAGCAUUCGGGCCAAUGUGUGACCUGAUUUGGGCUGACCCUGGUGAGGACUAUGGCAGUGAAAAGACAACAGAACACUUCAACCAUAACUCCGUCAGAGGCUGUUCUUACUUUUUCAGUUACUCAGCAGUCUGUGACUUUUUGGUAAACAAUAAUCUGCUGUCAGUAAUAAGAGCUCAUGAAGCACAGGAUGCCGGGUAUCGGAUGUACCGAAAAAGCCAGACCACAGGCUUCCCUUCAUUAAUCACAAUCUUUUCAGCUCCAAAUUACCUAGACGUCUACAACAACAAAGCUGCUGUAUUAAAAUAUGAGAACAACGUGAUGAAUAUCCGACAGUUCAACUGCUCCCCCCACCCUUACUGGUUGCCCAACUUUAUGGAUGUCUUCACGUGGUCUUUGCCUUUUGUUGGAGAGAAAGUGACGGAGAUGCUGGUGAAUGUACUGAACAUAUGCUCUGACGAUGAGCUCAUGUCGGAGGGAGAUGACCUAUACGAAGGUGGAACCUCUGCGAUGCGUAAGGAGGUCAUCCGGAACAAGAUUCGCGCUGUGGGGAAAAUGGCCCGAGUCUUCUCAGUCCUCAGGGAGGAAAGCGAGAAUGUGUUAACACUCAAAGGCCUCACCCCAACUGGAACUCUUCCUCUGGGAGUUUUGUCAGGGGGAAAGCAGACCUUACAGACCGCUACGAUUGAGGCAGCUAAAGCAAAAGCCAUUCAAGGCUUUUCUCCCACAAGGAAGAUUCGUAACUUCGAGGAGGCACGUGGCCUGGACAGGAUAAAUGAGAGGAUGCCACCGCGCAAAGACGGCCAGCAGCCAGAUGGCACCACGAUCAACACCAACACCCCCAACAAGAAUGGCACCGAUGGAUAGGCAACAGAAACACCACCUUCCCAUCUUCACACAACCCACACCCCCUGACUCAUAGCCCCCAAUCACUCUCUGUCUCUCUUUCUCUCUUUUUCUGUCUCUCUCAGUCUGUCUCCUCUACUGAAACUGCCUGUCCUUCUUCAGCUCGCUCACAGUUGGGCGGGGAAAGGAAGCGGACACAUCAGUAGAUCAAAAAAAAAGGGAGGCCACAGGGCUGGGAAAAACUCCCAGCCACUGAAAAAGACAAACAUAUGAUGUGUUAUCAGGGGGAAAAAUAUUUAGUGAAGAUGAAAUAUAUUAGAUAUAUUGUUUAAUAGCAACAAAUCAUUUGAUGAAGACAUUUUGCAGUUGUUCAAAUGUAUACCGUACACUGAAGUCCUAACUUAUACAUGUUAAAGUUAUAAAAAGGAGAAUUUUUUAAGAAUUUGAGUUAAUACAAAUAGAUAAAGCCUUUGUUAUCAAGGAGUUUUAGUCACUUUGUUUUUUUUUAUUCUCCAUGUGUUUGGUAAGGAAAAUUUUGAAGUAUAAAUGCUGUAGCCUCAACAGCUAAUUUGGAUCAUGCAAGAUGUUUUUGGCUCUUGAGGUUCUACAUACAGUGCAGUGUUUGCUCAUGUGUUCAGUUGAAAGAUAAUUUAUGUGUAUUGAGAAGUGAAAUAAAGGAUAAGGGAAGUAAACUAUGUCAGAACAACUAUUACAAAUUAAUAUUUUAUACUUGAAGCAGAAUUUAAGGAUUUAAUGAAGACUUAGUGUCUUAUUUAUAAAUUUUCCACAAAACUUUGAUGAGUCCCAAAGAUGCUGAAUGUUCAGUAUUUUGUUCCAGAGUAACAAACAUUUCUUCCUGUAUUAUAUUUUGUGAAUGAAAAGUCUGCGAAUCCUUCAGUGAAGUGAAGGGUUAAUGCUUUGUGUGCAAUGAUAGUUGCUGUCGCUGAAUGUUGUGUGCUGGUUAUAACUUGUGUUCACUUGAUGGCAACUAGGACAUUCUCGCUCCGUUAAACCAAAAAAGGGAUACACAGUACAGUAUGUCUUAUUCUAUCACCACAGCCAGACCUGCCAAUACUCCCACAUCCCGAUCGGAAGCACUUCUUCUUCUCAAGCGCUGAAGUUAAGCCGACCUCUCUGGGGUUGAGCCCUGCGCAUGAAGAUUACGGCAUGACAAACCGGUGGACAAAAAGGAAUAAGCUUUUCUCUUGAGUUGACAUUUCGGACAAACGAGGACAUAUUUGCCCAGGAAGCAGGGGAACUGCUGGCCAUGCUGUCUUCAAAACAGACUGAUGUUCAUUAUUGCUUAGGAAAUUUCAAUGUAUUUAACAGAAUUAUGGCAGUUUGAUUUGAUGUUAUAUUGUCGAACACUUUAAAAAAAGAAAAAAGAAAAAAAAACAGGCUGUGCUUUUGGGGCUUUCCUUUGUUUUUGAAGCUGUAUUAGUGUCUCCAUCUACUGUUGAUUAUACAGAAUGCAGAUGUUUUUUUUGAAUUGUGAUAUCCGUGCACAUCAAAUAAGGGAAACAUUUGGCAUUCAGUGAAAUGACAGCGUUUUGACAAUGCUGUACUUACACACAAUGGACUGAGUCAUUCCCCUCUGUAGGGAUGAUACUAUAAAAGGUACCACCGCCACACAGCUGUCUAUCAAGGCCUAAGAGCACUGUAAUCAUCUCAACCAUGGCUGACUCACACACAGUAUAUGAUUUUUACAACUCGUGGUCGUACCAAGAUGGGGACCAUUAACACUUGCUGAGAUCGUUGGUGUGUAUAUGCUUUUCUGCUCUCAAGUAUUCAGCUCUCCUCUGGCCACAGCACCUCCACUCCUCUUCACGGGCACUCUCAACCCUUUAAGACGUGCUUUUACUAAGACAUACGACCAACUCAACUGGUGCUCCGACACACCUGACUGUAAUUCUGUUGUCUUUCUGUCACUCAACAAAAAGUGAGGAAAUAACCUUUAAGAUUUACUACUCUCUUCUUCUUCUUCUUCUUUUUUUUCUUUUUAAAUGAGGCGUUUGUGCCCAUGUGCCAUGCCACCUUGGCCACACAUGUCAAGAUCUGUAUGUGUGUGUGAGUGUGUGGUUGGUGAACGGAGUCAAGCAAGGAGACUUUUAAUCACGUGAUUAAAGAUUCAAUGUCAGUAACGUUAAUCUCGAUAUCCUUAAAAUUUCCAAAAUAUUGUUGUUUGCCGUUCUGUUUAGUAGACUUUUGGGAAAGCUUCCUAAAGAUUAAGUAUUUCGGUUUACAUAACUGUGAUAUUAAAAUUAGUUUUAAAGGUAAGGCUUUAUUGGGUGAGCCAUACAGUAUACUGACCUCCUGUUAGGUCCUAUACAUAUCUUACAGAAUGUAAAAAAAUAUAUUGUUCCUUAAGAAUCUUAUAAUAGCUGUAAAAAGGGGUGAAAAAAUUGUACCGUACUUAUCAUGCGAGGCCAUUAAAUCUUUUACGUAGAUGUAUCACUUAAAAGAAAAGAAUAAAAUUCAAAUACAGUGUUUUA
Molecule: messenger RNA, 4754 nt
Organism: Epinephelus lanceolatus (giant grouper)
Lineage: Eukaryota; Metazoa; Chordata; Actinopteri; Perciformes; Serranidae
Gene: ppp3cca
Product: protein phosphatase 3, catalytic subunit, gamma isozyme, a
Biological process (GO): calcineurin-mediated signaling
Molecular function (GO): calmodulin-dependent protein phosphatase activity
Source: RefSeq, a predicted model, not a curated record